AUGGACGCAAUUAAAAACUUAAGUACGAAGAAAGGCCGUACAGAACUGCUGAAACAAGAGGUUGAAACACUUGAUAGGCAAAUCACUCAGUUGUACCGAUUAGUGCCGAAGCCGACUAAAAAGCCUACACCGCAACAGAACACUGCAUCGACACCUACUAAAGUACCGGUGCCUGCCAAGAAGACUGCAUCGACACCUAGUAAAAUACCGGUGCCUGCCAAGAACACUGCAUCGACACCUAGUAAAACACCGGUGCCUACCAAGGACACUUCAUCAAAACCAAGUAACAUACCGGCUGAGUUCAUGUGUGAAACGGUUCGCGAGUUUGAUGCAACCUAUCGAGCAGUUGAAAAACGAGCAGGAAAGAAAAAACCAUUCAGAAUGGCAGCCAAGAAUGGAGUGAUUCCGUUUAAUUCAUCCAGUUUUCUAGUUGAAGAGGAACCAGUUGCUGUUGAAGAAAAUCCCAAUCGCAAUGUCCGCGAUAAGAAUCUCGGGCACUUCAGCACGGUCCGGCCAACAAAGGAUUAUCUUGCAUUGAGGGCAGCGCAAGCCCGCGCCUAUAACAACUCAGGGAGAAACAUAAUGGAAGCGAUCCGAGAGCAGCUGGAAGCGAGGCGCCCAGCGGUUGUUGGACGCUUGGUCAACAGUCCUACCAGCAAGAAACCUUCGCAACAGCAGGAUUCUUCUUGA
This is a messenger RNA of Cooperia oncophora, 690 nucleotides long. The record is from the annotation of a GenBank genome assembly. NCBI's taxonomy places the organism in Eukaryota, Metazoa, Nematoda, Chromadorea, Rhabditida, Trichostrongylidae.